GCUUGGAGGGGAGCUGCGAAACGAUCGCAGCGCGCGGGGUGGCGAGUAGUGAGUUGAGCCAGCGUGUGUUAUGUGUGAUAGCAUUUUGUAUGAGAAACAAUAGACGGUAUGUGGAAUUACACUUGUUGUGUUGUUAACUGCAAAAAUAACGGUAAAACUAGUGAUUGUAUAUUUUACAAGUUUCCAACUGCAUCACAUAAAAUAGUUCAAAGGCAAAAAUGGAUUGCUGCUGUGAAAAGAAAAAAAAAAAAUCAGAUGAUCCUGCGAGUCCAAGCUACGCGCCAAAUCUAUUCCCUCCAGUUUAUCAUGCAAAGCAAGUAAAUGAAAAAGCUGUUUUGAGCAGGUACAAUCGACUCAUGAACCGAAGAAAGACUCUUCACAAGCGUAACAUCGGAGUGAAUUGUGAUACUGGAAAUCAAGUUAAUAACGACCCCAACAACGUUGUCAAUAAUAGUGGACGUGAACCUAUGGAUAUAAGCAGUGCCGAAGUAAUUUUAAAAAGUGAUCAAGAGUGUCAAGUAGAUUUUGUAAGUUCUGCUGGUAUCGAACAAACAAAAGCUUUCACUUGUAACAGAUAUAUUUACAUGACUAUCUACUGCGAUGCUGAAGUUCAAACUGAAAUACCGGAAAUUGCCACUCUCAAAACUAUUGUAAAUAGGAAAAAAAUGAAAGAUGAAGAGACAAAUCCGUAUCUCCAAAUCGAUAUUGCUGAAAGACUAUCUCCUGCUGCUACUACGACGACAUCUUCAUUCUUCACGACUUCUAGUACGACACAACGCACACCGACGUCAUCACCGGCUACAGACACGAAAUCGCUGGACCAACAUCCUCACGGAAGAAUGCAACAUUUUAUUCCGUUCCUCCUCUUCAUCUUCACUUUGUAA
Messenger RNA from Neodiprion virginianus, 884 nucleotides. RefSeq lists its product as uncharacterized. Bases 219 to 884 code for a protein of 221 amino acids. The record is from RefSeq and is a predicted model, not a curated record. NCBI's taxonomy places the organism in Eukaryota, Metazoa, Arthropoda, Insecta, Hymenoptera, Diprionidae. The transcript is spliced from 5 exons.